AUGUCUUCGUCUUCAAAUUCUUUUGAGAGUGAAUACUCUUGUACUAGUACUACUGGCAUGCCGUCUAUUGAACGCGUCUGGGGAAAGGGAAAUCCUGAUUAUGACGGAACCUUAUCUAUAAUUGUUGUCGGAGCUUCUGGAAACCUGGCAAUGCUUAAGACGUUUCCUGCUCUGUUUUCUCUAUUUAAACAUUCUCUCCUGCCUCGCUAUACGACAAUUGUCGGAUAUGCGCGCACGAAAAUGGACGAUGAGUCGUUCCGAGAGAAGCUGCGAGGUGCUUUGAAGCGUAAUUGCGACUGUGUGGAGCGCUUCCUUCACAUUUGCCACUACCAGAGUGGCCAGUAUGAUUCGGUUGAAGAUUUUGCUAGACUAAAUGACCGUUUGAACGACAUGGAAGUCACUCAAUGCUUGCGCUAUGUGGAGAAUGGCAAGGAACGUUUCGUAUGCAGUAAGAAUCGUCUUUUCUACUACGCCAUCCCUCCAUCCCAGUUCAAUCCUGUCAGCAAGUGCAUUCACGACACCUGCAUGGAAAACGAGGGCUACGAUCGAAUUGUCGUGGAAAAGCCCUUCGGUCGCGACUAUGACAGCAGCCGGGAAUUAAACACCUUCCUUCAAAGUCUCUUCGCGGAAGAGUCGAUUUACCGAAUCGACCAUUAUCUGGGUAAAGAAAUGGUGCAGAACCUAAUGGUGACUCGGUUCUCGAACAUGAUUUUCAGCGCGAUCUGGAACCGCAACUACAUCGACAACGUCCAAAUCGUCUUCAAAGAAACGCUGGGCGUGGACGGCCGCGGCGGGUACUUCGAUCAUUACGGCAUCAUCCGCGACGUGAUGCAGAACCACCUUCUCCAGAUCGUCUCGCUGAUCUGCAUGGAGCAGCCUCUCUCUCUGCACAGCACGGACAUCCGCGACGAGAAGGUGCGCGUGCUGAAGGCCAUCUCUCCGCUGCGAUUGGACCGCACGGUCGUGGGCCAAUACGUCGCCAACGCCACGCAGCCCGGCUACCUCGACGACCCCACCGUGCCCAGCGACUCUCUCACGGCCACCUUCGCGGCGACGGUGCUGACGAUCAACACGCCGCGAUGGUACGGCGUUCCGUUCUAUUUGAAGUGCGGAAAGGGGCUGGACGAGUCGAAGGCGGAGAUCCGGAUCCAGUUCAAGGAUAUGAGCUGUCCGCUGUUCGAGCACAGCAAUCGGAACGAGUUCGUGCUGCGCGUGCAGCCCGACACGGCGAUCUACAUGAAGAUGAACGUGAAGUCGCCAGGCAUCGAGACGAUGCCGGUGACGGGCGAGCUGGACAUGACGUACAAGAAGAAAUACGAUUUCACGCUGCCCGAAGCGUACGAAAGACUCAUUCUGGAUAUCAUCCGCGGCGAUCACAGUCACUUUGUGCGAGGCGAUGAGCUGGAGAUUAGCUGGAAGAUUUUCACGCCGCUGCUGCAUGAGCUCGAGGAAAAGAAGAUUAAGCCCAUUCCGUACGUGCGAGGCUCGCGAGGGCCCGAGGAGGCCGAUUUGCUGCGUGAUGCAAACGGGUUUGUGCGAUCCAAGGAUUAUGAAUGGAGCCAGCCCGAAUUAGUAGAUCAUGUAAAUGUUUGGCCUCUUUGUUUGAACAAGCAUGCGGCCCAUGAAGGUGGGUGCACAAGUAGUAAUAAUACAGCGUGGUUUGGUAACUUCGGGAAGAGUGGGAAGCGAAAAUUGGCACCCAAUCCUUCAUUGUAA
Molecule: messenger RNA, 1716 nt
Organism: Blastocystis hominis
Lineage: Eukaryota; Bigyra; Opalinata; Blastocystidae
Exons: 6
Coding region: 1-1716 (571 amino acids)
Biological process (GO): glucose metabolic process; pentose-phosphate shunt, oxidative branch
Molecular function (GO): glucose-6-phosphate dehydrogenase activity; NADP binding
Source: RefSeq, a predicted model, not a curated record